Caenorhabditis remanei is the source of this 612-nucleotide messenger RNA. RefSeq lists its product as uncharacterized. The record is from RefSeq and is a predicted model, not a curated record. The transcript is spliced from 4 exons. Lineage: Eukaryota; Metazoa; Nematoda; Chromadorea; Rhabditida; Rhabditidae. The coding region runs from base 1 to 612 and encodes 203 amino acids.
AUGUCCCCAAGUUCUGUUUUCAAUCCUGAUCGAGAACUCCUUGUUAUCGGAGUUGUCUAUACAGUUCUUACAAUUAUUGUUUUCCCUAUCUAUAUUUUGAUAAUUCAUGCCCUUCAUUCAAGAAAGGAUCUUCGUGAAAAUAUAUCGUACAAGUUGAUUAACCUGAUGAAUUACUGUGAUGUGUCUCAGGCAUUUUGCCAUUUUCUUACUGGACUCUUCCUAAUUUUUCCGAUUUUUACGACAAAGGUCGAUUUCUUUGUUAGAAUAGUGGGAUGUACUGCAAACACUCUAUGGCUUGCUACUUUUGUCAUUAUGGCAGUUCUCGCCAGCACAAGAAUUGGAAUAGCCUUCUUCAAACUCAAAGCAACGAAAUGGACAAUUUGGAUGAUUAUCGCUUUAGCCAUUGGAUCAAUUUAUAUCUUCCUGGUGUGGGCUAUCGGUUGCAUUACUCAGAAUUUCCAAUUGACUGGCCCGAAUUGGUCCUACGACAUGGAAGUGAAAUUUGCAAGUGUCUUCGCAGAACUAGAACUUGUUCUAUGUUUUCCUACUCUCGUUCUGAGUUUCUGUUCUUAUAUUUUAAUUAUUUAUAGCACCUACAAGGCGAGUCUUUAA